Molecule: messenger RNA, 514 nt
Organism: Agelaius phoeniceus (red-winged blackbird)
Lineage: Eukaryota; Metazoa; Chordata; Aves; Passeriformes; Icteridae
Source: RefSeq, a predicted model, not a curated record
UCUCUGUGAGGGAGCCCCCCCCCACAAAUCUCCCCAAAUUUUCUCCCCCCCUCAGAAUUUGGGGAUCCCCCCGACUCCCCAGCCAUGGAGGAGGUGGACAAGAUCCUGAUCCACUCCCUGCGCCAGGCGGGGACGGCGGUGCCCCCCGAGGUUCAGAGCGUUCGGGACCUGAGCCCGGAGCUGGUGGUGGCCGCCGCCGUUCGCUGCCUCCGCGCCGUGAGCCCCGCGCUGGGCGCUGCCCUGAGCCCGGCGCUGCCCCCGGGCAUCUCCGCCCGCUUCCGCCUGGCCUCCGAGCUGGCCUCGGCCUGCCAGGAGCUGGGAUUUGGGGGUGACGUUGGCUACCAGACCUUCCUGUACAGCUCCGAGCAAAGCCCCAAAACAGAGCUGGGAUUUGGGGGUGACGUUGGCUACCAGACCUUCCUGUACAGCUCCGAGCACGACGUGCGGCGCCUCCUCCUCUUCCUCGUGGAGAAGCUGCCCCGGGACGAGGGCGAGCGCGGGGCUGAGACCCCCG